This is a messenger RNA of Solea solea (common sole), 2465 nucleotides long. It is a transcript of the gene xrcc1, whose product is annotated as X-ray repair complementing defective repair in Chinese hamster cells 1. The coding region runs from base 159 to 2039 and encodes 626 amino acids. Gene Ontology annotation, cellular component: nucleus. Gene Ontology annotation, molecular function: damaged DNA binding. The transcript is spliced from 18 exons. The record is from RefSeq and is a predicted model, not a curated record. Gene Ontology annotation, biological process: single strand break repair; base-excision repair; double-strand break repair via nonhomologous end joining. NCBI's taxonomy places the organism in Eukaryota, Metazoa, Chordata, Actinopteri, Pleuronectiformes, Soleidae.
CACACGUACACACACACGUACACACACGUUUGGUGGGAAAAUGAGUUUGCUCGUGGCCACAGUUGUGUCCUGAUUGAAAGAAGUGAUAUAUGAACAGGUGAGUUGUUGUUGAGCGACCAGAGAAAGCGGUGAACACUGAACAGUGAGGAAUCGAGAAGAUGCCAGAAAUCAAGAUCAAACACGUUGUGUCUUGCAGCACCGAGGACACUACUCACAAAGCAGACAACCUGCUGAGCUCUGACACCUACAGGAAGUGGAAAGCAGCAAAACCCGGCGAGAAGCAGACAUCAGUCAUUCUGCAGUUGGAGAAGGAGGAGCAGGUGCAUAGCAUUGACUUAGGAAAUGAAGGUUCAGCUUUUGUGGAGGUUCUAGUUGGAAAUUCCUCUUCUGUCAGAGACCAGGAUUAUGAGGUUCUUCUAGUAACAUCAUCCUUUAUGUCCCCAACGGAAAGCCGUAAUGGCACCAACAUGAACCGAGUGCGUUUCUUUGGGCCUAACCAGCUGCAGAAGAGCACAUCACAGGAGAAGUGGGACAGAGUGAAAAUUGUAUGUAGCCAGCCAUAUAGCAAGAACAUUGCAUAUGGACUGGCUUUUGUGAAGUUCCAUUCACCACCGGACAAAAAUGACCCUCCUCCAACAACUCCCCCAAAGCUGACAAAGCUGGGACAGUUCAGGGUGAAGGAUGAGUCUCCUUCUUCUGGACCCAGUCUUCAGCCUGGCAGUCUCUUUUUCAGUCGGGACGUUACAACAAAACCGAGCACUUCACUUAAAGUGUCUCCACAGAGUGACAAGCUGAGUUAUGCUGCUGCUGCCCUGCAGUCUGGUGGAACCUCCCACUCAUCAAGCCAAGCUUCCUCUUCAACCUCUGCCACACCACCACAGCAACCAGCAAAAAGAAAAUUUGAGUUCAGCAAAGAACGUCUGUCUACUGGUUCUCCGUCCUUGAAAAAAAUGAGUCCUGCUGGCUCACCAGAGGCCAAAGCUGCAAACCCCAGAGAUAAGCCAAGUUCAUCCAGCACCUCCAGUUCCACUGCUGAAAAAGCUUCUCUGGCACAGAAGUCUUCUGACAAGAAGAGGGAGAGUCAGUCAACACCCAAACAAGCAAAAUCCCCGGUCACACAGCAGGUCCCAUUCAAGCAGAUCAUGCAGGGGGUGGUGUUUGUCCUCAGUGGCUUCCAAAACCCUUUUCGAGGGGACCUGAGGGACAAGGCUGUGGAUAUGGGAGCCAAGUACCGACCUGACUGGACACCAGACUCCACACACCUCAUCUGUGCCUUUGCUAACACCCCCAAGUACAGCCAAGUGAAGUCAGCAGGGGGCAUUAUCGUACGGAAGGAAUGGGUGUUGGACUGUCAUAAGAGAAAGCAGAAGAUCUCCCAUAAACGGUAUUUGAUGGAUGGAGCAGAGUCGAGCUCAGAGAGCGAAAUGGAAGUGGAUGAUGGGAGUGAAGAGGAAACAAACACAAAGAGUCUGCAAAAGAGUGCGACACAAGUGGCCUCCCCAAAAACACCAGAGAACAGGAAGGAAGAUGAUGAAUAUGCUGGCUCCACUGAUGUGGACCAACCAGGUGAUGAUGAUGAUGAUGAUGAAGAAGAUGAAUCUGCUGUGGACACUGAGGACGAGCUGCAGAGAGUGGAGAAGGACAACAGACAGAAAAGACCAGCAGAAUUGAAGAUGAUGAAAGAGGAGGAUCUGUACCUGGGGUCGACGGACGAAAACACAGAUGCUGAGGCUGAAGAGGAUCAACCCAUUCCUGAGCUUCCAGACUUCCUGAGUGGAAGACACUUUUUCCUCUACGGUAAAUUUCCUCACAAUGAAAGACGGCUUCUGCUGCGAUACAUCGCUGCCUUUGAUGGAAUGAUUGAAGACUACAUGACAGAGAAGGUGCAGUUCGUGGUGACCAGUGAAGGCUGGCACGACUCUUUUGAAGACGCACUGAUGGAGAAUGGUAAUCUGAACUUUGUCAAACCCGCAUGGAUUUAUGCGAUCAACGAACGACAGAAGAUGCUGCCCUACCAACCCUACACUGUCGUCCCCUGAACCACAGAGAGGUGUGUGCAGGAAAAGACCGAGACAUUCUCCCUUUCCUUCCAAAAUGUGUUGUUUGACGUUGAACAAGCAAUAAAACAAUUGUAGUUAGAGAAUAUUUUUGUUUGUGUUCAUGAAAUGCAUUCUCUCUUUUUUCAUAAUGUUUUUUGUCUUUUGGUCGAGGAAGGAAAGUGUGUGUGUGUGUGUGUGUGUGAUAUCAUUAGAGUUUUAUUCUAAACUCUUCUGUGUUGUUAAACUAGUUAAACUGAUAGUGUGUGAUUAUGGACUGGAUUGGCUGAGAGUAGGAUGUAGAAUAUGCAUUAAUAAAAAAACACAUGGAAAUAUAGAACUAGUUUACUUAACUAACGUAUGUUAAGUCUCUUAUGACUUUGUUUUUAUUUUUUAAAUAAAAAGACUUUUAAUUCACUAAUAACUCUG